AUGGCUGAAAAGACCGCUACUGAGGCUGCUGACCUCAAACCCGUCGUGGAACGGUGGCCGGAGUACAUUCCGAACAAGCUCCCCAACAAGAACUAUGUGCGUGUAUUGGACACGACGCUCCGCGACGGCGAACAAGCUCCCGGUGGAUCGCUUACUCCACCGCAGAAGAUAGAGAUUGCCCGGCAGCUCUUUAAACUCCGAGUAGACAUAAUGGAAGUUGGUUUUCCGGCAACAUCUGAGGAAGAGUUCGAAACCAUCAAAACCAUCGCCAAGACCGUGGAUGAGGAAACAGGUUACGUCCCCGUUAUAGCUGUCAUCGCACGAUGCAAACAUAGCGACAUUGAGGCCGCUUGGGGGUCAGUGAAGUACGCGAAGAGGCCGAGGGUAAUCAUAUUCGCAUCUACUAGUGACAUUCAUAUGAAAUAUAAAUUGAAAAAGACUAAAGAAGAGGUCAUCGAGAUGGCCGUAAGUAGUGUUAAGUUUGCUAAAAGCUUAGGCUUCAAAGACAUCCAACUUGGUUGCGAAGAUGGCGGCAGGUCGGAGAAAGAGUUCCUAUGCAAGAUUCUAGGAGAAGGGAUAAAAGCGGGUGCAACCACGGUUGGCAUCGCGGACACGGUAGGGAUCAACAUGCCUGUUGAAAUUGGAGAACUCGUGAGUUACGUCAUAGCAAACACUCCUGGAAUGGAUGAAUGUGUCUUCGGCAUUCACUGUCACAACGACCUUGGUGUUGCUACCGCCAACACAUUAUCCGCUAUCUGUGCGGGAGCAAGACAUAUCGAAGUAACAAUCAACGGAAUAGGUGAAAGAAGUGGGAAUGCGCCCCUUGAAGAGGUUCAAGAAUAUAGCGGCUUGUAUGUUCAACCACAUAAGCCCAUAGUUGGAGACAACUGUUUUCUCCAUGAGAGCGGCAUUCACCAGGAUGGAAUUCUGAAGAACCGGAGUACAUACGAGAUCUUAUCACCAGAAGAUGUUGGGAUUGUAAAAUCUGAAAAUUCGGGCAUUCAACUUGGAAAGCUUAGUGGACGCCACGCUGUGAAAGGUCGGCUAAAAGAGUUGGGAUACGAAAUAGAUGAUGGGAAAUUAAACGACAUCUUUUCACGGUUCAGGGAUUUAAACAAGCAGAAAAAGAGAAUUACGGAUGAUGAUCUCAAGGCAUUAGUAACGUGCUGA
Arabis nemorensis is the source of this 1170-nucleotide messenger RNA. The record is from the annotation of a GenBank genome assembly. NCBI's taxonomy places the organism in Eukaryota, Viridiplantae, Streptophyta, Magnoliopsida, Brassicales, Brassicaceae.